Molecule: messenger RNA, 3549 nt
Organism: Cylicocyclus nassatus
Lineage: Eukaryota; Metazoa; Nematoda; Chromadorea; Rhabditida; Strongylidae
Source: the annotation of a GenBank genome assembly
GUAGAGCCCGCACAUUGAGGCGAAACAAAAUGUUCACAGGAGCGAGUGCUGAAGGUGGAGCACAUUAUCUCCGCCAUUAUCAGUGCUGGUCAUUUUGCUGCUAUGAAUGGAACCACUGCAUACGAUGAUCUUCAGAGAAAUCUUCAUAAAUGGUCUCUCAAGGAAGAUCAACAGCUAUGCGAGAUCAUGGACAAGCAAAAGCUUGGCACUUUCGAUGCUAUGAAUCUCAUCAGGCUGAAGGUCAUAGCUACAAAAGUACGAGUCAAAAAGCUCAACUCGCUUGUGGAUGAGCUAAACGCUUUGAUCGAGAAUAUAUCGCAAACCAAAUUCCUGCAACAGAAUGUGGGAGACGACAAAAGGCAGGAAGUGGUUCCCAGCGUAAAGGAAGCUGGAAGCAGGGAGUCUGAGACAUUGGCAGCUAUCCGAACUGCCAUUGAGCAUGGCAUAAAUGAAGUUGGAAUUGCGGGAAAAGAGAUAAAUGCUAUAUCAGCUUUACCAGAUCUCAUCAGUGGCUCGCUUGCGAGCGAGACCAAGAUUCUGCGCGAGACUACGCCGAUACAAGACGAUCUGUGGGAGGAGAUCGAGAGUCAAAGCUCCAGAACGCAACCUGUUGAAACAAAAAUUCCUCCUGAAGUUACACCUCCAGUUCGGAGAGAAGUCGAGAAUCACGCUGUACAAAACCGAAGGAGAAGUAGUGAAGAAGCAGUCAAAGAAAGGCAGGAUCUUACUGUUGGGCAACAUGCACAUCGUGUGGAUAAUAUGAAGCGUCCUAGCGAGCGCGAGCAAGAGUUUAAAAACAAUUCGCUUUGGGAUAGUGAUUCUGAUGAACCUUUGCGGGAGAAGAAAGACCACGAGAGCAUUGUUCGGGUUGAAUCAACUUCGAUAGUACCUGAAAAGCGGGUAAGGGCCGUAGCCGAUGCUGAUGAAGGCAGUAGCUCUGUUGUGAAAAAGCCCCAGAUUGACAGAAGCAGUAUACAUCGCGAUAUGCAAAGAGAUCUGGAGGAAAUCUUCCAGCGGCGAUCGAAGGCGAAGCCAGAAACGUCAGGCGAGCGCAGUGAUUCAUUGGCCAUUCCAUCGUCAUCCGAUCACUUACGACCAACUACGGUCCGUGCUAGCACUUCUCCUUCAGACAACGCACACGAGAAAUCGGAAUCCUUACACACGAGCAGAUACUCUCGGGAAGAUAAGGAUAAGACUCUUUCAACAUCUACGGAGGAUAAGUUAGAACGAUUCAUGAGUGGAGACGGUCCGAUGUCUAAAUCUAAAGAACCGUCCAAGCCUAGCAAAGAACCGGUGUCCAUCAAAGCAGUCACUGAAAGAAAGCAGACAGUGGAGUCUGUUUCAGUGAAACCUGCUCCGGUUUCAAGUAAUCCGUCUCAGGAAAUUUUCAGGAAUUUCCCUUCCGAAAGAAUUUUGGGAGCGCGCGUUGCCGAAAAAUAUAAAAGCAUCUUUGAUGAUGAAGAUGAUGACGACGAUUUGUUUGACAUUAAGCCGAAGAAGGAGCACGUGAAGGUGGCUGCCGAGCCGCCCAAGAAGGCACCUAAGUUGCCAGAAUGGGAGCCGCCCAGGAAGGCGAAAACUAGCUUGCCAGAAUCGGAGCCGCCGAAGAAGGCAGAGUCUAGCGUGCCAGAUUCGGGGCCCCUUAGGGAGGCACAAUCUAGCUUGCCAGAAUCGGAGCCGCCGAAGAAGGCAGAGUCUAGCGUGCCAGAUUCGGGGCCCCUUAGGGAGGCACAAUCUAGUUUGCCGGAUUCGGAGCCCACUAAGAAGGCAGAGUCUAGCGUGCCAGAUUCAGAACCUCUCAAAAAGGCACAGUCUAGCUUGCCGGAUUCGGAGCCCCCUAAGAAGGCAGAGUCUAACGUGCCAGAUAUAGAACCCCUUAAAAAGGCACAGUCUAGCUUGCCAGAACCCGAGCCACCGAGGAAUUCGCAAUCAUCGAAGUCGGAGCCGCCUAAGAAGGCACCGUCUAGGUUGCCGGAAUCGCAGUUUGCGAAACUGCUGGGAGAAAAAUUAGCGCGAGGACCGGUCCAGCCUAGUGAUACCAAACCUGUCCCUGUCACUUCGACUGAACCGCUAUUGACCAUAGAUUCCUCUAUUCAAGAAAAUGUUACUGAGGGUAGCACUGCCACCAGCGCUCGUCCAUUCACACCUCUGGCAUCGGUAACAAAGAAUCGAACGCGAGGGCCGAAUCGCAGACCGCCAACAAACAGGAUGGCUGCUACCGCCACUACAAAUGCGCAUGGUACUGAUGAUGUGCUAGAAAAAACUGCCGAGCAACAUUCUGGAGCUCUUUCUGAUAAUGUGGAGAAUACCCAUACUUUGGUGACGGAAAGGGAGGCUGCACCCUCAGUCGAAGCCAGAGAGGAAGCACCGCUUGGCCCUUUGGGUGGCACUGAGCAGGCAUCUGUUUCGACUUUAAGUACUGCAGCUGGAACUCCGUUAGAUAUAUCAAAUGGUGGAAAAGAUAAGGCUUCAGUCUUUGAAAACGUGAUCACACGCCCACCUAUGUGGCUAGACGAAAACACUGAGGAGACACCUACAGUAUCUGAAGUCAUAUCAAACAGCAAGACCAUUGUGCACGUAACAUCAAAAGUGAAUGAAAAGCCACAGCAGGAAAGUGCGAGCACCAAGCAAACUUCCAAGAUCUCGCAAGAUAUCGGAACAUCGAGAAGUUCUCAGUCUCACAUUGAUACAAAGCAGCACAAUCCCGUCAAAUCAUUUUUCGAUGCGGACUCCGAUGAUGACAAUGAAGACUACCCUCCAGUGACAAAGAGACAGGACGAACCUUCAAGAUCGACGGAGCUUCCAAAAACGACGAAGCUGCCAGAUGUGAAGGCUGCGUCGUCGGUCAAUAAAAGCGUCAAGCCGAUCAUAAUCACGGCACAGUCUCUCUUUGAUGAUGACGACGAUUCAGAUCUCUCCAUAUUUCAAAUACCAAUGAGAAUGCCGUCAAAGCUGGCAGAUUCUCAAUUUUCAAAAUUGCUUGGAGAGAAACUUGCUCGAGGACCAGCUCAGCCACACGACGGCAGAUCCACGGCCAGUUCUACGAAUGCUUCGUCCAGGCCUUCUGAAUUUAGAAUGGUCUCCGAAAGUGACAGAAAACAUCGAGAACAUGCUUCUAGCAGUGAUUUCAAGCCAUUGGAAACGGUUACGAAGAGCCGAACUCGAGGCCCGAAUCGUAAACCGCGUUCUAGCAGAAGAGGAGUUGUUGCUAUUUCGUCAGAGGGCAGAGUACAAGUGGCUGAAAAAAAGGGGAGUAAAGAAAAUGUACCAGUUCCAACUCAACCUGCAAGCAACGCUAAAACCACUUUUGCUUUAUCAUCCUGCGAUAACUUGACGAAGAAAUCUGAUUCGAAAUCAGAAAACGACAAGAAGACCUCAGCUCUCCCCUCGCGCAAGGAGGAUGCCAAAGACAAAAUUGAAACACCUUCUAUAAAAACUGAUCGAAAGACUACUCUAAGGAUCGGAAAAGUAGCAGUGCUCGAAGGCAAAUCGGACAUUGAUAAGACUGGAGUUGAACUUGUUCAACGGGUAUCACAAAAUGAAACGUGA